AGCGGUUUGUCAUAUUGAAUUGAGCAAGCAAAGUGAACACUUGUGCUAUAACCACAGCAAACACCAGUACACAAAAAGUGCGAAUCAUUUCUGUUGAAUAGAAAAACGAUUUUCUCGUGUGAUUUUUUUAUUGAAUUAAAUUACAAAACUCCAAGUAAUCAAGAUGCCUGAAGAAACUGAAGUCGAAACUUUCGCUUUCCAAGCUGAAAUUGCUCAGCUUAUGUCAUUGAUCAUCAACACCUUCUACUCGAACAAAGAAAUUUUCCUUCGUGAAUUGAUCUCAAAUUCAUCUGAUGCUUUGGAUAAAAUCCGUUAUGAAUCGCUUACCGAUCCAUCAAAACUCGAUAGUGGCAAGGAACUUUAUAUUAAAAUCAUUCCAAACAAAGCCGCUGGUACACUUACCCUCAUCGAUACUGGUAUCGGUAUGACUAAAGCCGAUUUAGUCAACAAUUUGGGUACAAUUGCCAAAUCCGGAACCAAGGCAUUUAUGGAAGCUUUGCAAGCUGGUGCUGAUAUCAGUAUGAUUGGUCAAUUUGGUGUCGGUUUCUACUCAGCCUACUUGGUUGCCGAUAAAGUAACCGUCACAUCAAAACACAAUGAUGACGAACAAUACGUUUGGGAAUCAUCGGCCGGUGGUUCAUUCACAAUUCGCCAAGAUAACAGCGAACCAUUGGGACGUGGUACCAAAAUCGUGUUGCACAUCAAAGAGGACCAAACUGAAUAUUUGGAAGAGAGCAAAAUCAAGCAAAUCGUCACAAAACACUCGCAAUUCAUUGGUUAUCCAAUCAAAUUAUUGGUUGAAAAAGAACGCGACCAAGAAGUAAGCGACGAUGAAGCUGAAGACGAGAAGAAGGAAGAAACGAAGGAAGAAGAAGAGAAGAAAGAAGAGGGCGAAGAACCAAAGAUUGAAGAUGUUGAAGAUGAGGAAGAAAAAGACAAGAAGAAGAAGAAAACCAUCAAAGUGAAAUACACUGAAGAUGAAGAAUUGAACAAGACCAAACCAAUUUGGACACGUAAUGCCGACGACAUUUCUCAAGAGGAAUACGGUGAAUUCUACAAAUCGCUCACCAACGAUUGGGAAGACCAUUUGGCUGUGAAACACUUUUCGGUUGAAGGUCAAUUGGAAUUCCGUGCAUUGUUGUUCGUACCACGUCGUGUUCCAUUCGAUCUUUUCGAAAGCAAAAAGAAGAAGAAUAACAUCAAAUUGUACGUGCGUCGUGUCUUCAUCAUGGACAACUGUGAAGAUUUGAUUCCUGACUAUCUCAACUUCAUUCGUGGUGUUGUCGAUUCCGAAGAUUUGCCAUUGAACAUUUCACGUGAAAUGUUGCAACAAAACAAAAUUCUCAAGGUUAUUCGCAAGAACAUCGUCAAGAAAUGCUUGGAAUUGUUCGAAGAAUUGGCUGAAGACAAAGAAGGCUACAAGAAGUUCUACGAUCAAUUCAACAAGAAUUUGAAAUUGGGUGUACACGAAGAUAGCCAAAAUCGCACCAAAUUAGCCGAACUCAUUCGUUUCCAUACAUCAGCAUCGGGCGAUGAAUACUGUUCAUUGGCUGAUUACGUUAGCCGUAUGAAGGAAAACCAAAAGCACAUUUACUGCAUUAGCGGUGAAAGUCGCGAACAAGUUGCCAAUUCAGCAUUUGUUGAACGUCUCAAGAAACGUGGCUACGAAGUUGUUUAUAUGACAGAACCAAUUGAUGAAUACGUCAUUCAACAAUUGAAAGAAUUCCAAGGCAAACAAUUGGUGUCGGUAACCAAAGAAGGUUUGGAAUUGCCAGAAGAUGAGGAGGAAAAGAAGAAGCGCGAAGAUGACAAAGUUAAAUUCGAAAAUUUGUGCAAAGUCAUGAAAUCGGUAUUGGACAACAAAGUCGAAAAGGUUGUGGUUUCACAUCGUUUGGUUCAAUCGCCAUGCUGUAUCGUUACAUCUCAAUAUGGUUGGUCAGCCAAUAUGGAACGUAUCAUGAAAGCUCAAGCCCUGCGUGAUACAUCAACACUCGGCUAUAUGGCUGGUAAAAAGCACUUGGAAAUCAACCCAGACCAUGCAAUCGUCGAAACAUUGCGCCAAAAAGCCGAAGCCGACAAGAACGAUAAAUCAGUCAAGGAUUUGGUCAUUUUGUUGUUCGAAACAGCUUUGCUUUCAUCCGGAUUCUCAUUGCCCGAACCACAAGUUCAUGCAUCACGCAUUUACCGUAUGAUCAAAUUGGGUCUUGGCAUCGACGAAGAAGAACCAAUGGCCGCCGAAGAUACACCAGCCACCAGUGAUGUACCACCACUCGUUGAUGAUGCAGAAGAUGCAUCACACAUGGAAGAAGUCGACUAAAUUAAUAGCAAUUUAAUUAGCUCUCAUCAUAUGUCAGCUUCAAAUACAUUCUGCACUUCAUAAUUCAUUUAUACAAAAAAAAAAAAGAAUUAUUUUUUUUCUUCGUUUCUUCAAU
Molecule: messenger RNA, 2432 nt
Organism: Contarinia nasturtii (swede midge)
Lineage: Eukaryota; Metazoa; Arthropoda; Insecta; Diptera; Cecidomyiidae
Gene: Hsp83
Product: heat shock protein 83
Exons: 4
Coding region: 164-2317 (717 amino acids)
Biological process (GO): protein stabilization; protein folding; cellular response to heat
Cellular component (GO): cytosol; perinuclear region of cytoplasm; plasma membrane
Molecular function (GO): ATP-dependent protein folding chaperone; ATP hydrolysis activity; disordered domain specific binding
Source: RefSeq, a predicted model, not a curated record